AUGUCUUUGCCCAGCUUUUUCGAUCUUCUCGAUGGCCAUGGUGGCCCACAGCCAACUGUGGAGAGUCCGGGCAUCUAUCAGGAAGCACUUCCGCCGUUCGAUGAAACAAAUAUUCAGGAUAUCCCGCCGAGUUUUCGCUAUGCUUUGUAUCCUAUCCCCGAAGGGGAGGCGGAGGUGCCGGUACACACACCGACUUUUAUGUGGAGCCCUACAACGUCUUCACAUUCUGAUCCCAACGAGAAGAGGGCCGUUGAGGAGGAUGUUGCAGGGGUGAAGCAGGAGACGCCAGUGCCCCAAGUGCCUAUGAUGCAUCCGAUGCCGCAAAUGCCCCCACUGCCUCCAAUGGUGCCCUUGCCCCAGAUGGCUCCGAUGGCGCAGCUGCCUCAGCUGGCUGCAGUGCCUCAGAUGGCACCUGUGCCUCCGCUGCCUCCAUUGCCUCCGCUGGAUCAAGUGCCUCAACUAUCUGGAGUGAGUCCAAUGGUCCAAUUGCCGCCACAGGUGACACCAGGACCGGGGGCCACCCCAGUGGUUCAAGUGGCACAGGCUCCUCGAGUGUACCCGAUGCCCCAGGUGCCUAGGGUGAAUCCAAUGCCUCAGGUGCCGUUGCCUCAUGUGCCUCGGGUCAAUCCAAUGCCACAAGUGCCUCGAGUCAAUCCAAUGCCCCAGGUUCCUCGAGUCAGUCCAGUGCCCCAGGUGCCCCGAGUUGGCCCAGUGCAUCAAGUGCCUCGUGUAAGUCCAGUACCGCAAGUGCAUCGACCCAACCCAGCACAUCAGGCACCUCGAGGGAACCCACCGCGUCCAGUGAACCCAGGCUCUCAAGUGCUAAGCCCCGAGAGGAUCAUGAUUUUGCGGCUACAAGAAGAAGUGACGACGGAAUUGAACAAGUUCAGGGCAAUGGCCCUGUCUUGGUAUAGGGAGAAGACCGCCAUGCAAGGGGAUCAGCGGGAGCUUAGCAAACAACUUGAAAUGGCACAAGACGAGACAAACCGCCUGAGGCGAGAAGUGGCGAUGUUGAAGCUUGAAGAGGCGAACUUCCACAAGGCGGCCCAAGAAUUCAGAGACACGCAGUGCCGGCUGAGGGAUACCUUUUUGAAACUGAAAGAUAAGGAUGAGGAGGUCGCAUUUUUAUCCCAGGAAUUGAAAAAUUUGCAGCCCAGACUCUUCCGACUGCGAACUGCGGACAGGACGAUUAAGAAACUGGAGGACGAAGUGCUGCGACUGCGACCUCUGGAACACGAGUUGCAGGUAAGACGACAGGAGAUUGAAAGGCUUCAUAGAGACAAGGCCCAAAUUCAUUACCUGAAGCUCGAGUUGGAAGCAUGCCAGCGCCUCUGCAAGCAAAUCUGUUGGGCAGCCGCAAGAGCGAGAGCAGCGGAAACUAGGGCCCCCGCAGGGGCACCAUCAGGAUAUCGAGGAAGACCGAAUGAGGGCCGAGGCAAUCGCCGCGCACACCCUUUUGGAAUGAACGGAGGGGGUAACACGUGCUCGUGCGCCACCCAGGGACGAGGGAGAAGGGCAACGCUGUAG
Molecule: messenger RNA, 1527 nt
Organism: Eimeria maxima
Lineage: Eukaryota; Apicomplexa; Conoidasida; Eucoccidiorida; Eimeriidae
Exons: 1
Coding region: 1-1527 (508 amino acids)
Source: RefSeq, a predicted model, not a curated record